Messenger RNA from Nicotiana tabacum (common tobacco), 1502 nucleotides. NCBI's taxonomy places the organism in Eukaryota, Viridiplantae, Streptophyta, Magnoliopsida, Solanales, Solanaceae. The record is from RefSeq and is a predicted model, not a curated record.
UCAUUCCAUGGAAUCCCACCAGCCCCUUCUAUAGAAACCCACCUUCGUCUUCCCCAAUCUCCUUGGCUCUUCAACCACCAGAAGACUACCGUUUUCAUCUGCCAAAAGGAAAAAACACAGGUACCGUUUUUGGAUUUUCAUAUCUGGGAAAGGGAGAAAUUUAUGUCAAUUUUUUUUCUUUCUUUUUUGGGUUGAAAAUCCCUUCUUUUAGCUAACUGGAGAAGAAAAAAUCCAAGUUGAGAAAAAAAAGGAAGAAACAAAAAAGAAUCCGGCGAUUCUAGCAACCACCGGCCAUUGCUCAUUUCCUUUCCUCCUUCAUCUCUAUUAUUUUGUUUCGUUGUUGUUUUAACUGAUAAAAGAGCAGAACUGAAAGAAGUAACCAGACAUUUAAUAUUUCGGGGGCUACCAUUAAAAUCGGCGACAUUUAUCACCAUUUCUGGUCUUCCAUCAUUGUGGUAUCGGAGAUUCGUUCGUGUUCUGUCUAUUACUGGUUUCGUGCUUGGUGUGUAAAUGUUAAAACUUUGAUAACAUAUUACUGUUGCUUGUCGCCUCUUUGGACCUGGCCGGAGUUCUGACUUUUCCGGCGAUCUCCAUUAAUUCCAGCAAUAAAAUUUAUUGUCGUUCUUUUUCUGCUUUCGUUACUCGUCGCGGAUCAGGUGGUUAUGGGUGGCCUUUAGAAAAAAAAGUCAAUUUUGAUUUAAACAAAAAAAAAAACAUGAUCUCAAACCCAUUAAAUUCACGCGCGUAAGAGGGGGUGAAAUACAAUUCUCUUGCCAUGUCAGUUUUUGUGUUUAAUAGGUAUACAUUGAUUUAGGUUGAAGUUAGGUAAUGAGCUUAGUUAAGGUGUCAAAAUGGAAACCGAAGCCAAGAAAAUGGAAAUGGGCCUAUUGUUUUAGUUCUUGCAAGAAAGAAGAGUUUAAGUACUCAAAGAAUUGAAUAUGAGUUUAAAUUACUAGUUGGGUUGACUAGCUUUAGUGUUAGGCGCCAUCACGACCUAUAGAUGAAAUUGAGUCAUGACAGUAUGCCCCUCGGAUAUGGUUAUUAUGAUGAGAAAUGCGAGGAUAUUUAGAAGAUUGUGUGGUCAACGAUGCAGAGAAUUGUCCAGCUGCAACACAACGCCCCAGCUCAACUCUUACGCCUUCUUUUCCAUGAUUGUUUCAUUCGGGGUUGUGAUGCAUCUGUUCUUCUAGCUGACAGUAAUGAGAAUGGGACUCAUGUUGAACGUGAGGCCAUCCCGAACAGGACAUUGAAAGGCUUCGAUAUCAUUGACAUGAUAAAGGAUGAGAUUGAGGAGAAAUGCCCUGGGAUUGUCUCUUGUUCUGAUAUCCUUGUCCUUGCAACGAGAGAUGGCAUCGCUCUGUUCAAGGUGCAACUGGAGAGUCGACUCUGGCAAGUGAAAUGGAUGUAACUCAUGCACUAGCAUGCGUGCCAUCUUUCUUGAACAAGUUAAACGAUCUUGUAAUGCAUAUUCAGAUAUUCAAUACAUAGCGAAACAUUUUACA